AUGUUUCCAGCAUUCAAAUAUUGUGCCAUAGACUACUUACAUGAGCAUGUAGUUAGAAAGAAGUCUUGCAUAGAUGCUUUUCUGCUUCGAAUCCCUUCAUGUUUGUAUGAAGAUGAAAGUUAUUAUUUAGGAGUUACUGAUAAUAAAUUUAGGAUGCCGUGGACAAGAGUCUCAGCUAUUCCGGUUUGGGGAAUGACAGAUAACUCCAUCUUUGAUCAAUGGAAAGCAAGUCUCGCUGUGGAGGAUUUCCUUGAGAAAAAAACAAUUACUGGAACGGUGACCCAAAUUAAUUGUAACUUUGAGGAAAUUGUUCCAAGUUCAAAUCCAAACUCUCAGACUGAAUUAGAGGAAGCCAGUUUAUAUACCCACAAGGACUACAAUGAAGUCUUUACACCUAUCAACUGUUCAGAAAAAUGUCCAGCACUUCCAGUACAGUACCAAGAUUUAUGUAUUGAUGAAGAAGAAAUAAUAUUUUUAAAUAGAUUAAUGACUUAUAAAAAUCAUCUACCAUCUUUGCAUACUCUCUUGAGUAGACUAAAACUAUAUUUGGUAACGGACCCCCUUUUAGAUUUUAAAGAAAAGAUCUUCACAGAAGCUAAUUUUCCCAGGGAAUGCUUCUCUUUUCAAGAAGAUCUGGAAGUUUUUGUGAAAGAAGACUUGUGUAUGUAUGAAGAGAACUUUUGUAAGGAGAAACUAGAAGAUACAUUUUUCCUGUUAAGUAUGAAUUCUUUUUUUAAGGGUCAAUUCUUAUUAUCUACAAUCUUCAGACAAGAAACUGAUAUUCCAUCACCCUCAGAGCAGAAGGAGCCAUUAAAUUUAAUGCCAGAAAUAAUAAAUUAUGUAGAUGAAAAUGAAAAGCUUUUCGAAAGAGAUCUUACUACCAAGCAUGGAGUUGACAUUGAGGAUACAUUGAUAAACUGCUGCUCCACAGAGAUCUUGACCAUCCAAAGCCAGAGUGAACCAGAGUGCAGUGAACCAGAGAGCUGUGAAUCAGAUCUUACUACCAAGCAUGGAGCUGACAUUGAGGAUAAAUUGAUAAACUGCUGCUCCACAGAGACUUUGACCAUCCAAAGCCAGAGUGAACCAGAGAGCUGUGAAUCAGAUCUUACUACCAAGCAUAGAGUUGACAUUGAGGAUAAAUUGAUAAACUGCUGCUCCACAGAGACUUUGACCGUCCAAAGCCAGAGUGAACCAGAGUGCCAUGAACCAGAGAGCUGUGAAUCAGCAUGGCUAGAACAUAAAAGUAGUUCCUCAUCUCUUAUACUUAUUAAUGAGAAAUCUACAAAUGAUCUUUUAUCACCUCCACAAAAGAUUCCAUCACUGACAAAAGAAGUACCAGCUCUUUGUUUUUCUGAUGAAUAUAUCUCUGUUAAAAGACCAACAAAAGAAGAAAAACCAAAGAAUGAUCAAGAACUAGUUGAUGAAGUGUUCCAAAAGAAAGAAACUAAAGAUCACUUUGAACUUGAGUUUACAGUACCAUCUACGGAAUCAUUUCCUUCCUUAAGAAUUAAAAAAGCACCUGCUGAACAUGGUAAAAAACAAAAGAAUGAUUUGGAUCUUUUGAGUGACUUCAUGAUGCUAAGAAAUAAACAUAAGACUUGCAUUUCAAAGACUAAAGUCACAGAGAGCAAUAAAAAAGAUGAUAAGGAAGAAUGUUCUUUGACUUGUCAAGAAGAAAGUCUUAUUAUUUGUACUAAUAAAACUCUGGAGAGAACAAAUCAGGAAAGGGGAACAAAUAAUGUCAUUGAAAUUCAAGCAUCAGAUAGUCAGUGCCAAGCAUACUCUCUCCUAGAAGCAGCAGCUGCUCCUGUCUUAAAAAAACUUGUAUGCCUCUGUACUCUCCCUGCUGCUCAUUGGAAAUUUGCCAUUGUUAUUUUCGACCAAACAAGGUUUCUUUUAAAGGAACAAGAAAAAGUAGUAAGUGAUGCUGUUCACCAAGGUGCAAAUGGUGAAAGUGAAAUAGCAUUCAAGUAUGCUGCCCUUAUACACCUUCUGGUAACAAUCAGAGAUGUCCUUUUAACAUGCAGCUUGGACACAGCAUUGGGAUAUUUGUCAAAUGCAAAAAAUAUCUACAAAAGCAUUUUAGGCUCCUAUUUGGAUGCUAUUUGGAGGCAGCUGGAGAUUGUACAGUUUAUAAGGGGAAAAAAGCCUGAAACCAACUACAAAAUACAGGAAUUGCAAUGUCAGAUACUAAGUUGGAUGCAAAGUCAACAGCAAAUUAAGGUGCUGAUAAUACUAAGAAUGGACUCAGAUGGUGAAAAAUAUUUACUCACUAAAAUCCUUAGUAAAAUGGAAGGUUUAGCAUUGACUGUCCUUCAUCAAAAUGAAAGAAAAGAUUUUCAGAAAUCUGAAAGUGUUCUGAAAGGUACAAGUUCCUGUGUAGUUGUACAUAAUCAACAUAUUGGAGCAGAUUUCCCCUGGAAUAAUUUCUCAUUUGUGGUGGAAUACAAUUAUGUGGAAAACACUUGCUGGACUAAACACUGUGAAAAGUUGAAUAUUCCUUACAUAGCCUUUAAAGUGAUUCUUCCAAAUACAGUUUUACAAAGAAGCACCUUGCUAGAUAGAUUUGGUGGUUUUCUUCUGGACAUUCAUAUUCCAUAUGUAUUUUUUGCAUCUGAAGGACUUCUUAAUACUCCAGACAUACUUCAGCUGUUAGAAUCUAACUAUAAUAUCACAUUAGUAGAGAGGUGCUACAGUGAGUCAUUGAAACUCUUUGGAAGUACAGAACGUUAUAUAGUGGUGACAAUUGAUGAACAUACUGCUAUAAUUUUGCAGGACCUAGAAGAAUUGAAUUGUGAGAAGGCAUCCGACAAUAUCAUUAUGAGACUGAUGGCAUUAUCAUUCCAAUAUAGCUACUGUUGGAUAAUUUUAUAUACUAAAGAAACAUUAAAUUCAGAGUACCAACUUAGAGAAAAGAUACUUCAUCACCUAGCACUGAUUUAUGCAGCUUUGGUUUCAUCUGGGCUAAACUCUGAAGAACUAGAUGUUAAGCUUAUAAUUGCCCCAGGAGUAGAAGAGACAGCAUUGAUAAUUCGACAAAUUGCUGACCACAGUUUAAUGACUUCGAAGAGAGAGCCUCAUGAAUGGUUGGAUAAGUCCUGGCUUGAAGUUUCACCAUCUAAGGAAGAAAUGUACUUACUUGAUUUUCCAUGUAUUAACCCACUGGUGGCUCAGCUCAUGUUAAAUAAAGGACCUUCCCUGCAUUGGAUAUUAAUAGCAACUUUGUGUCAACUUCAGGAACUCCUACCUGAAGUUCCAGAGAAAGUGUUAAAGCAUUUUUGUAGCAUCACUUCCUUAUUCAAGAUUAGUUCUUCUUCCACAACAAAAUCACCUCAAAUUUCAUCACCAUGGGAAAAUAGGAAUCAGAGUGGUACCUUCACUUCUCAGAAUUCAGCUUCUGAUUCUUCUGACUCUAUCAUUCAAGAACAUGAUGACUAUUACCAAUAUCUGGAAUUAGAAGAGACAGUACAGGAACACAUAAACACUACUUCAAAUUAUAACUCUUCCUUUAUGGAACUAAAAGAAAUGCCAUACAUUUCGCCAUCUGUGACUUCAUACAAUCAGACUAGCUGCUGGAAAGACUCUACUUAUAACCCUAAUAUAGUACAGAAUAAUAAUCCUUUUCUAGUUGAUACAGACUCAAGGAAAGCAGCCUGUAACUCCUUUGUAACACAGAAUGAUUCAGAGUCAGAUAUCUUUUCUUUGGGCCUAACACAAAUUAACUGUGAAACUGUAAUAUCACCAAUUGACAUUCAGAAGAGAGUUGUUCCGAAUUUUAUACAGGAUCAGAAAAAAGGAACACAUGAAGUAAAAGGACUCAUAAACAAAGAAGCAUCAGCCCCUGUCUUUCCACCAGAAAGCUCUCAAUCUCUUCUUCAUUGGAACUCUAAGAAAAAUGUAUGGGAACAAGAGUAUGACUCGUUCAACUUGAAUAAUGGUACAGAGCAAAGUACACGUGACAAAUGGUACCAUCAGAAAGAUCAUUUAUUCACUACUCAGCAAAAAUGUCUGUUGGAUAAGUUAGAAGACUUCACAUGUGAAAGUUCAACUGUUGGGACUAAAAAGACUUUCUGGAGAGAAUUACCAUCUGUCCCCAGUUUGGAUUUACUUUGUGCUUCUGGGUCUAAUGUAAAUCCAAAAGAAUUAAAUAGACAUUCUUUCUACCAAAGAGCCAGCAAGUGUGUAGGACAGAAAAGGCACCCUGAAUCUUCAUCUAACUCAAGAGAUGAGGAAUCAUCAACAGGUUUCAUGUCCUCACAACUACCACAAUUCAAAAAACAGCGUCUUAUGUAUGAAAAAGUCCCUGGUAGAGCUGAUGGACAGACUCGGCUUAAGUUUUUUUGAAGGAGGGAAAUAACAGUGCUACAUGCCAUGUUCCACUGCUUUUGAUGAUAACCUAUUAGCAAAAUUACUUAGAUUUGUUCAUACAUAAAUAAAAAUUCUAUUAUUCACAUAUGUUCUUGGU
Messenger RNA from Nycticebus coucang (slow loris), 4465 nucleotides. RefSeq names its product shortage in chiasmata 1 (gene SHOC1). The record is from RefSeq and is a predicted model, not a curated record. Gene Ontology annotation, cellular component: condensed nuclear chromosome. Gene Ontology annotation, biological process: resolution of meiotic recombination intermediates. Gene Ontology annotation, molecular function: ATP hydrolysis activity; single-stranded DNA binding. NCBI's taxonomy places the organism in Eukaryota, Metazoa, Chordata, Mammalia, Primates, Lorisidae. The coding region runs from base 1 to 4344 and encodes 1447 amino acids. The transcript has 26 exons.